AUGGGUCAGGUAUCAACUCCUACAAGAUCAUCACCAAAUGUUGGCUCAAACUCCACUGGGUCAACAAAGAAACAAUCAUCCUUGAUGGAUUUUUUCAAGCCAAUGGCAUCCAAAGAUAAACUGAAACCAAAACAGCAACCACUGCCAUUAUCAUCGUCUCCACUCAAAUCCAAAUCCAACGAUACUAAACCAUUUUUAUCAAGUGACAAAGAGAAUGACGAUCAUUCGAUAAUGGAAAAUCAUAAGAAUACUACUUUGGUCACAUCUCAACCUGACGAUACUGGUGAUAAACAAAUCAAACCACAAUUAGCUUCGUCACCCAAGAGAGAGGAAUUGAAGAAAGAAAGAAAACAGCAGCCAUUAAGAGAGAAGACUACAGCUGCAUUAAACUCGAGUCCCGUUGCUGCAACUCGUCGUAGCAAGCAAAUUAACUAUGCCGAAUCUGACGACGAAGAAGAGGUUUUUACCAGUAGAAAAAAGAGAAGAGUUGUCCAAGAUGACAGUGAAGAAGAGGAAGACGACUUUAAGCCAGCCGAGUCAGGAAGUGACGAUGACGAUGAUAUGAGUGAUUUUGUUGUUGAUGACGACAAAGAUGAAGAUAUGGAACCGGUACUGGAUGACGACGAUGAAGUAGUUGCUCCAAAAACCAAAAGCAAGAAACCAUUGUCUAAGUCUUCAAAACCAACUAGUCUGCUGGUAUCUGGAAUUCUUGGCAGAUUUGAUGCUGGUUCUGGUUCUUUUCGUCAAUCUAGUUCCGUGGCCACACCAAAACCUAAGAGUACCACCAUCAAAUCUUUAACACCUUCUAAAAAGUCUUUUGAAAAAGAAAACGAAGAAAGAUAUCAAUGGUUGGUUGACAUCAGAGAUGCUGAAAAACGUCCUAUUGACCACCCUGAUUAUGAUCCAAGAACCUUAUACAUUCCCCAAUCGGCAUGGUCCAAGUUUACUGCUUUUGAAAAGCAAUAUUGGCAAAUCAAAUCAAAAAUGUGGAACACCGUUGUUUUCUUCCAAAAGGGAAAAUUUUAUGAAUUGUAUGAAAAUGAUGCUGUUAUUGCCAAUACCCAAUUUGAUUUGAAAAUUGCUGGUGGUGGCAGAGCAAAUAUGAAAUUGGCUGGUAUUCCCGAAAUGUCAUUUGAGUAUUGGGCCAAGGAAUUUAUCAGUCAUGGAUACAAAGUUGCCAAAGUUGAACAAAAGGAAUCCAUGUUGGUCAAACAAAUGAGAGGUGGUGCUACCAAGGAGGAAAAGAUUAUUGAAAGAGAAUUAAAGGGAAUUUUGACUGCGGGUACAUUGACUAAUUUGGAUAUGAUCAGUAACGAUAUGGCUACCUAUUGUUUGAGUAUCAAAGAAGAAGAUAAAGAAGAUGGUACUAAAACUUUUGGUGUGGCAUUUGUAGAUACAGCCACUUCUGAAUUAAACUUUAUUGAACUAGAUGAUGAUGCUGAAUGUACAAAAUUGGAUACUUUAAUCACUCAAAUUAAUCCUAAAGAAAUCAUUUGUGAAAAGGGAAACUUGUGUCAAAUUGCAACCAAAAUUCUUAAAUUUUGUACCCAUAGUGAUCACCAAAUUUGGAAUGCUUUGAAUCCAAUCACCGAAUUUUGGGAUUAUGAUAUUGCCCUUGAACAAUUGGUUAAAGCCAAAUACUAUGAUGCAGAAAACUUGGAUGAUUACUCAAAUUAUCCAAAAGUCUUAGUUGAUUUCAAAGAGAACCAUCAAGUUGCUUUCAACGCAUUUGGUGGGUUAUUAUACUAUUUGAAAAUGUUGAAAUUGGAUACAAGUAUUAUGAGUCUCGGCAAUAUCCAUGAAUACCACAUUUCUCGCAAUUCAGCUUCACAUAUGAUUUUGGAUGGUGUUACAUUGAACAAUUUGGAAAUUCUCAACAACACAAGCGAUGGUACUACUAAGGGGACACUCUUCAAGUUGGUAAAUCGUGCAACAACUUCAUUUGGUAAGAGACAACUACAAAAGUGGGUUUUGCAUCCAUUGUUUAAAGUUGACGAGAUCAACCAAAGAUACGAUUCAGUUGACUAUUUAAUGAAUGAUGGAUUAGAGUUGAGGUCUAUUUUACAAGAUACUUUGGCAAAUAUUCCUGACUUGGAAAGACUUUUAGCAAGAGUUCACGGAGGAACAUUGAAAUUUAGGGACUUCUUAAAAGUUAUAGAAAGUUUUGAAAGCAUUGCCGGUGUUAGUUCCAAGUUGGUCGAUUUCACCAAUGUUGAAAGUGGUAUGCUUUACAAAUACUUGAAAAGUUUCCCUCAUGAAAUGCGUGAAUUGAUUCAACAAUGGGAAGAUGCGUUUGAUAGAGAACAGGCAAAAAAUGAUAUUAUAGUUCCUUCAGCUGGUACCGAUGAAGAAUUUGAUAAUUCACAAGCAUCCAUGGAGGAUUUGAAGACUCAAUUGGACAAACUAUUAAAGGAGUAUAAAAGAACCUAUAAAUCACAAGAGAUCUGUUAUCGUGAUUCAGGGAAAGAAAUCUAUCUUAUUGAAGUUCCAUUCAAACUUAAAGUACCAGGUGAUUGGAAACAGAUGGGUUCUACUUCAAAAGUGAAAAGAUAUUAUUCACCAGAAGUGGAAACAUUGGCUAAAGAGUUAAGAGGUCAACAAGAGCUACACAAAAUGGUUUGUGACACUUUGAAGAUAAGAAUGUAUGAGAAAUUUGAUAAACACUACAAUGUUUGGAUGCAAGUCAUUCAAACUAUUGCCAAUAUUGAUUGCUUGUUAGCAUUAACCAAAGCUUCAGAAACAAUCGGAUACCCUUCUUGUCGUCCAAAACUUAUCGAAGCUGAUAAAGGUUGCAUUAACUUCAAAGAGUUGAGACACCCAUGCUUUGUGAGCACUAAAGAAUUCAUUCCUAAUGAUGUACAAUUAGGGGGUGACGAACCUCAUUUUGGUCUUCUUACUGGUGCCAAUGCUGCAGGGAAAUCGACAUUGAUGAGAACAACUGCAUUGGCAAUUAUCUUGAGUCAAAUCGGAUGCUACAUACCAGCUGAACUGGCAGAAUUGACCCCUGUGGAUAGAAUCAUGACUAGAUUGGGUGCUAAUGAUAACAUUUUGCAAGGUAAAUCCACAUUUUUCGUUGAAUUGUCAGAAACAAAGAAAAUUUUAAGCAAUGCCACACCACGAUCAUUAGUUAUAUUGGAUGAAUUGGGCAGAGGUGGGUCCAGUAGUGAUGGUUUUGCUAUUGCCGAAUCAGUUUUACACCAUUUAGCUACCCAUGUUCAGUCAUUAGGAUUUUUCGCUACUCAUUAUGGUACUUUGGGAUUAUUGUUCAAGACUCACCCACAGAUCAAACAACUAAGAAUGGGUAUCGUUGUUGACAGUGGCUCGCGUAAUAUCACAUUUUUAUACAAGUUGGAAACAGGAACAGCACCUAAGUCGUUUGGUAUGAAUGUUGCAUCCAUGUGUGGUAUUCCUGAUGCAAUUGUUGAUAAUGCCGAAAUUGCAGCUAAGGCAUAUGAACAAACCUCUAAAUUGAAGAAAUUAGCAGAAGAGAGUAAAGGUGAUGAUAUUAGUUUAGGUUUACAAAGUGACUUUGUUUGGUUGGCCACUGGCAAAAUUAAUGACUUGAGUAAAGAUAUACUCAAGUAUGACGAACCAAUUAAAAAGAGUGCUCUUGAAAACAUCUACAAAAUGAUAGAUAGGUUAUAA
This is a messenger RNA of Candida albicans SC5314, 3645 nucleotides long. RefSeq names its product mismatch repair ATPase (gene MSH6). The coding region runs from base 1 to 3645 and encodes 1214 amino acids. The transcript has a single exon. The record is from RefSeq and is a predicted model, not a curated record. Gene Ontology annotation, cellular component: nucleus; MutSalpha complex. Gene Ontology annotation, biological process: mismatch repair. Gene Ontology annotation, molecular function: mismatched DNA binding; ATP-dependent DNA damage sensor activity; ATP binding. Lineage: Eukaryota; Fungi; Ascomycota; Pichiomycetes; Serinales; Debaryomycetaceae.